CGAGCCGCCAUGUGCCGGAUAGACCCUUCCACAACCAAGCGCGCCUCUGCUUGCCGCCGACGAGUUGGGAUAUUUUCGUCUGGCAGUGGUCGUUGUGGUGUGAGAGUAACCCCGAAAUAGCCACCACCCUAUCAGCAAUUACCUUUUCCUAUUCUUCCAAUGCUCGUCGUGCGGCACAGCAGCAGGGAUGCCACAUGCUUGCAGCCUGGUCCAGCCACUUAAGACUCGACAAGAUAAUAGGUAAUGCUAGGACCAUUAAGACUGGCCUCGACCCAACCUUGAGGCCCUUGGUUUUUUGUUGCGGUUUCUUGUCAUCUUCUUCCUCUACGCGUAUCUUCUAGAUCGCAAGUCAUCCCCUGCUGCAUACGGAUUGUACGGUGACUUAAAAUGCGUUCCUCAUCGUGGUUGCUUCUCCCGGCAUCGCUGCUGGCGACAAUUGUCAGCGCCACGAACCAUGUCGUGACGGUCGGCAAAGACGCGCAACUCAAGUUCGACCCCGAAACGUUGGCCGCUCACGUUGGGGAUACAAUCACCUACCACUUCUUUGCAAAAAACCACUCGGUGGUCCAGUCCAGCUUUGGCGAUCCAUGCCAUCCUCUAGCUGGAGGCUUCUUCUCAGGCUUCACGCCCAACCCGUCUCCAGAUGUUGCGUCGGCGACGACGUGGACCAUCACGGUCAACGAUACGAAGCCGCUUUGGGUGUACUGCAGUCAAACCACUGGCGACCACUGCCAGAAGGGCAUGGUUCAGGCUGUCAACGCCCCCUCGAGCGGGAACACGUUUGAUGCCUACAAGUCAAAGGCUGCCGAGGCCUCGACCAGCUCUUCCCCCCCCGAUGGCCUUCCAAUCGGUGGCUUGCGGCUGCUGACGGUCGGUGUUGGUCUCGGGGGCAACCUGACCUUCACCCCGAAUGACAUCACCGAGCUUCCUGGAACCGUUGUCGAGUUCAGCUUCAAUCCCAAGAACCACUCUGUCGUGCAGUCCAGUUUCGAUGAUCCCUGCCACCCGCUGAAAGACGGCUUCAGCAGCGGCUUCAUCCCGACCGAAGUCUCUCCGUCCGGCGUCCUGUUCGACAUUGUCAUCGAGGACACCAAGCCGAUCUGGUUCUACUGCGCCCAGACGGCCAAGACCCACUGCCAAGCGGGCAUGGUGGGCAGCAUCAAUGCACCCGCGACGGGCAACACCCUCGAGGCAUUCAUCGCGAAGGCAGCCUCUGCCUCGGCGAGCACCAUCCCGCCACACGCCCCGCUGGGCGGCACCCUCUCUGUCAACGGCACCAUCAUCGCUGACUUUGGCGGCGCCGUGCUGGACACCACCAACACGACCCUCGACCCCGGAGCCAUCACCAACGUCCCGCCGCCGGGGGCCAACAUGUCGUCGUACAUCUGGGGCAUGGCGGGCGGCGGCCAACCAGCCUCAUACAACUGGGCGCCGACCAUCUCCGACAACGCGACGCACAUCCUGCAGCUACUGCAAUUCCUCGACAACAUCCUCCUCGAGGUCCUCUUCGCCGGCCACGCCAAGCUCACCGGCCCCGCCGGCGCCUGGGCGGGCCUCUACCCAGCCACCAUCGUCGACGCCAUCGGCACCAUAUCAGCGCAAGCCCUCGUCCACCGCGCCACCGCCACCGACAGCCUUCAGCACUACGACCGUGCACUCGCGGGGACCUGCCCGCUCCUCGCCGCCGCCGCCGACACCGCCGACGCCUUCCUCGCCGACGCCCUGGCGCUGCUGCUGCUCGAGAUCGGCGUCCUGCUCGACGGCGCCGCCCUCGCCGCCGCCACGGACCCGUGGCUCGUCCCGGCCCUGGUCGCCGCCCUGGGCGCCAAGAGCCGCGCCGCCGCCCUCGUCAACCUGAUGCAGGACCGCGCCGCCGCCGCCGCCGUGCGCGAGGCCGCUGUGCCGCCCGCUCUGGCGUGGAGCUACGCCGUUGGCAGGUGGGUCGGCGGGAAGGGCUGCCCGGAUAAGAUGGCCGGUAUGCCGACGGAGCCGGUGCCGACCCUGAGGGUGGUGGCGUCGCGGAGGGUGGGGAGUGUUGAUAGGCUGGCUGAGGUGACGGUGGAGUGGGAUGCGAAGGGGGGUGGGAAGAGGGAUGGGCAUGAGGGGUCGCUCUUCCUGGCUUGGAUGGGGCCCUGGGGGGGUGUCUUGUUCACGCCCGUUGCGGGCGAUGGGUCGAGUCCCGUGCCGGCGGGGCUGUAUGGCCAUGUGUGGGCUGUGUUGGUUAACAAGGACGAGGGUCAGCUCGCGGAUUUGGCGGGCAUUGCCGUUGCUGGCCCGGAGCUGGUUUGGGUUGGUCAACCGUUUGGGCAGUCGAGGUAGGGAACGCCCAAGGCUGGAGGCUGUCGGUUGUAAUGUCUGUUCAUUUGAGACUCUGGUAAUUUGCCAAUAUGGGUUGCCAAAAUGGGUGGCAGGAAAACGGAGUACUUGGAGUUAGGGGUCAGGGGUAUCAUGCAUCAAAUGUCAUUUGGCUUUUUGAUACCACCAAUGUCUUGACAUCAUAUUGGCGUUCUUUGAAGACUUCAGAUGCACAGUGUCUCUGGGGACAGGAGGUAAAGCCCAAGAAUCUGUG
Messenger RNA from Phialemonium atrogriseum, 2569 nucleotides. Its product is annotated as Cupredoxin. The coding region runs from base 388 to 2319 and encodes 643 amino acids. Lineage: Eukaryota; Fungi; Ascomycota; Sordariomycetes; Cephalothecales; Cephalothecaceae. The record is from RefSeq and is a predicted model, not a curated record. The transcript is spliced from 5 exons.